Molecule: messenger RNA, 630 nt
Organism: Trypanosoma grayi
Lineage: Eukaryota; Euglenozoa; Kinetoplastea; Trypanosomatida; Trypanosomatidae
Product: glutathione-S-transferase/glutaredoxin
Exons: 1
Coding region: 1-630 (209 amino acids)
Cellular component (GO): mitochondrion
Source: RefSeq, a predicted model, not a curated record
AUGUUUAAGAGGGAGAUCUCCAUGUGCGAGUACAAAAAAGUGCCCCAGAUUCAGUUCAACGUGCACGGACAUAAUGGUCCAUUUCUUGUCGACUCUGAAAUUAUUGUCAACGAUCUUGCCAAACAAAUGGGGAUGGAAAAACAACUCAAGGAUUCUGAAAUAAACCGCUGGCGCGAGUGGGCUCGUGGCCCAUUGGUUCGUCUUGUGACUCUCGAAUUCAACUCUUCUCUUUACAAGGCAUGGUGCGGUUACUCUUACAUCGAUGACAUCGACACCAUUCCGUAUCAAAACAAACUUUUUCUGAAGGUUGUGGGUGCGCCAGUGAUGUAUCUCGUCGCUCAAUAUGUUACCAAACCACGCCUCAUUAAGAGUGGACAUCUCUCACCUGGUGAGGAAGCAAGGGAACGUCUCCAUAGUGAGGUCCGUAAAUUUCUUGAAGAAGCGCUUUUGAACGGUAAAAAGCCCUUCCACGGGGGUUCAGCGCCGGACCUUGCUGACUUGGAUACCUAUGGCGUGCUGCAAUCGGUUAGGGGCCAUCGCGUGUAUGACGACAUUACUCAUUCGACUUCAAUCAAGUCAUGGUUGGAUAGAAUGGAUACCCAAGUUCACCAUGCGCGGGCUGGUGCGUAG